AUGGGCAGACACAGGCACCCUGGGGGCCUCUCCACACUGAGGGGCCCGCCGUUGACUGAGGGGCCACAGUGCACCCUGCACCCUGCACCCUACAGUGCACUCUGCACUCUGCACCCUGCACCCUACAGUGCACCCUGCACCCUACAGUGCACCCUGCACCCCACAGUGCACCCUGCACCCCACAGUGCACUCUGCACUCUGCACCCUGCACCCCACAGUGCACCCUGCACCCUACAGUGCACCCUGCACCCCACAGUGCACUCUAGAGUGCGUCCUGCACCCUGCACCCCACAGUGCACCCUGCACCCCACAGUGCGCUCUGCACUCUGCACCCUGCACCCCACAGUGCGCCCUGCACCCUGCACCCCACAGUGCACCCUGCACCCUACACCCUGCACCCCACAGUGCACCCUGCACCCCACAGUGCACCCUGCACCCUACACCCCACAGUGCACCCUGCACUCUGCACCCUGCACCCUACAGUGCACCCUGCACCCUACAGUGCACCCUGCACCCUACAGUGCACCCUGCACCCUACAGUGCACUCUGCACUCUGCACCCUGCACCCUACAGUGCACCCUGCACCCUACAGUGCACCCUGCACCCCACAGUGCACCCUGCACCCCACAGUGCACCCUGCACCCCACAGUGCACCCUGCACCCCACAGUGCACCCUACACCCUACAGUGCACUCUGCACCCUACAGUGCACCCUGCACCCUACAGUGCACCCUGCACCCUACAGUGCACCCUGCACCCCUACAGUGCACUCUAG
Molecule: messenger RNA, 774 nt
Organism: Gadus morhua (Atlantic cod)
Lineage: Eukaryota; Metazoa; Chordata; Actinopteri; Gadiformes; Gadidae
Product: soluble scavenger receptor cysteine-rich domain-containing protein SSC5D-like
Exons: 2
Coding region: 1-774 (257 amino acids)
Source: RefSeq, a predicted model, not a curated record